Molecule: messenger RNA, 732 nt
Organism: Anolis carolinensis (green anole)
Lineage: Eukaryota; Metazoa; Chordata; Lepidosauria; Squamata; Anolidae
Product: tectonic-like complex member MKS1
Exons: 9
Coding region: 1-732 (243 amino acids)
Biological process (GO): cilium assembly
Cellular component (GO): MKS complex
Source: RefSeq, a predicted model, not a curated record
AUGUGGUGUGAUUCGACGGUUCCUGGCGCUCUCCGUCUGGUUGUGAAUGGCGAGAUUGUUUCGGCCCACGGCUACGAAUACGACCACCUCUACGUCCACUUCUUCCUGGAGCUGCCCCGCGGCUGGUCCUGCCCGCCUUCGCAGCCGCUCUCCGGAGUGUCCCAGACCUGCGCCACCAAGACCUGCGGAUGGGAGCGGGUGGCCUUUUUCUCCUUCCCGUUCACCCUGGAAGUCUUCUGCAGCCAAGAGGAAGAGGCCGAAGGCUGGUCCUGCCCGCCUUCGCAGCCGCUCUCCGGAGUGUCCCAGACCUGCGCCACCAAGACCUGCGGAUGGGAGCGGGUGGCCUUUUUCUCCUUCCCGUUCACCCUGGAAGUCUUCUGCAGCCAAGAGGAAGAGGCCGAAGGGGGGCUUCCGGGGUGGCCGGUGCUGUACUUCGAGGUGUUCUCCUUGGACCUGUGGCAGCGCUCCCGGGUCGAGGGCUACGGCUUCGUGGCUUUGCCGGCCACCCCAGGACCCCAUACCGUGAGAGCCCCCACGUGGCGCCCCCUGGAGCUGGGUCCCUGGGCGGAGCUGCAGCGCUUCUUCGUGGGGGGCUCCCCGGAGCUGGAGGACCCGGCCUACGCCCGCCUGCCCCCCACCUUCCAGGGAGACCGGCUCAGCCGAUUCGGGUUCCGCACCAAGACCACGGGCACCGUCAGCUUCCGCCUCCACUGCCUCCAGCAGUCCAAGUGA